This is a messenger RNA of Boleophthalmus pectinirostris (great blue-spotted mudskipper), 5677 nucleotides long. RefSeq names its product TOX high mobility group box family member 2 (gene tox2). Gene Ontology annotation, cellular component: nucleus. Gene Ontology annotation, biological process: regulation of transcription by RNA polymerase II. The record is from RefSeq and is a predicted model, not a curated record. The transcript is spliced from 10 exons. NCBI's taxonomy places the organism in Eukaryota, Metazoa, Chordata, Actinopteri, Gobiiformes, Gobiidae. The coding region runs from base 420 to 2081 and encodes 553 amino acids. Gene Ontology annotation, molecular function: chromatin DNA binding.
AAAGCUUCACCAUGCCUGGAAACCUGGGAACAGGAGCACGGACAGCGUAGAGAUAUUUUUGCGUUUUUGCAUCUUAACGUGAUCCAACUGAGCAAACGCACUGACGCACAACUUCAGCGCGCACCUUACUCUUACUUAGCCAAUUAAAACAACUACAAUCUCGCUUUAUUUCUGCUCGUAAGUGAACUUUGUGGAGAUGGUGUAACCCGGAGCAUCACCGCGCCGGACGCACAAACGAACGUGGUGCGAGGAGUGGACGACUGAACGCACUUUUAAAAACCUACUUUAGUUUGAUACUCGAGGGAUACGCGAGCGCACCAGCACCGCGAAAAAGAGAGACAGUGCGGUUGGAGACUAGCGAACAGAAGAGGAGAGAGAGCAGCCAGCAGCGCGCAGCUUUUCAGUCCGAGGAGCUUGAGAUGGACGUGAGGUUUUACCCAGCUCCCCCUGCAAGCGUGGGCUCCCAUACAUUACCAACAGAUUCCACUUUGGACUAUUACCACUCUAACAAGAACAGAUACGCCACAGCAGCAGAGAGAGGCGUGCGACUCUACAGCUCCCUGCCCAUGCGCCCGAACCCUGACGGCAAGAGACUGCCCUCUACUGGGUUCGACGGUGAGAAUAUGUACAUGAAUGAAAACAACCACGAGUUCCUCCCGCCAAAUCAGAACUACACAGGCCAGAGCGGAGGAGGAGGCGGCGGCGGAGGAGGGGGCGGGACUAACGGCGGCGGCAACGGAGACGAGGACUACGAGAUCCCGCCCAUCACCCCGCCCAACCACCCCGAGCCCCCCCUCCUGCACCUGAUGGAGCACGACUCAGCGGGAUACCUGUGCCACUCCCUGCCCCACAACGGACUGCUCAACCCAUACUCCUACCCCGAGCUGCCCACCCUCAUGAUGUCCAACAUGCUGACCCAGGACGGGCACCUCGUCUCCAGCCAGAUGCACUCGAUGCAGGAGAUGGCUCUGCACCAACAGCACCCAGAGGCCACCCAUUAUGAACGUAGGCACCCAAUGCUAAACCGCUCCGCUCCGAUACUGCCCCACCCCAUGAGCACCCUGUCCCAGCUAAAGCCUCAAGUGGGCUCCCCCUCUCCUCCUGGGAGCAAAUCGGCCACGCCCUCCCCCUCCAGCUCCAAUCAGGAAGAGGAGACUGAUCCUCACGCCAAGUUAACGGGUGAGAAGAGGCCGUCUUCGGACAUGCUGAAGCCCAAGCCCAAACCACAGAAAAAGAAGAAGAAGAAGGAUCCAAACGAGCCCACCAAGCCAGUUUCCGCUUACGCCCUGUUCUUCAGAGACACUCAGGCGGCCAUUAAGGGUCAGAACCCCAACGCCACCUUCGGAGACGUGUCCAAGAUCGUGGCCUCCAUGUGGGACGGACUGGGAGAGGAGCAGAAACAGAGCUACAAAAGGAAAACAGAGGCUGCUAAGAAGGAGUACCUGAAAGCCCUGGCCGCCUACAGAGCCAGUCUGGUUUCCAAGUCCUAUAAUGACCCAGUGGAGUCCAAGAGUGCGCAGACGAGCCAGGCGUCUCCUCACAUGAUGCCCACCAACCCUCCUCUGUACAGUGUGCCCCCUCAGCCAUCGUCCCCGUACCUGGGCCCCGGGGCCUUCCCUCUCACUGACCUGCAGAGCUACACAGGCCACGCCCCCCGCCACGCCCUGUCGCAGACGCUCAGCCAAUCACAGAUGCUGCCCAGCAUUAGUGCCUCUCCCCCCUCCUCCUUCCAGAUCAGCCCGCCCCUGCACCCGCACCAGCAGCUCUCCCUGCACCAGAGCUCGCUGCUCAACCAGCCAAUCCGCAUGCAGCAGGUCCAGUCCCAGCCAAUCAUCUCCCACCAGAUGGGGCUGCAGGCCUCGCUCCACUCCCCGCCUCCUGGUCAGCAGGGUUUCUCUCACCUCCAGUCCGAGUAUCAGAAGAGUAUGGGGGGCUCUCAGUCUCCAGGGGCCCCUGGCUCAGGUCCUGGCCCUGGUGUGGCCCCGAGUCAUGACUGGGACAGUGAAUACUGCAAUCGAGAGUGUGGCAACCACUGCAGUGGCAGCAUGAUAGGCAGGGACAAGCCUCUCUACCUCACCUGAAACUGAAGAUCCGAUUGGUCGAAAUACACAGAGGAUUCUACAGUGGCCCCUCCUGACCCCGCCCCCUGCAUCGCCCCGCCCCUCCCACCAUCUCCCCCGACCUAUCAGACACACGCGUACAUUCACAUCCAUACCAAUCUCCACGCCUCCUUUUUGUCAGUGUAACCAUUCUUACUCCAAAAUUUGUGAGUUUUUUGACUAUAGAUGACUACUGUCUGUACCACUUAAUGUAUUAGCAGUCUUCUUGCUGUUUAAAUUUGCCAAGCACUUAUACAGCUCCUCCCCCUGCUCUGUUUUUUGGAGUUUUUGUGUCCUUUUCAAAGCGAUCCAGACCAAGCUUCCGAGCAUCAGGAUCUCAUCAAGCUUUAAAUUACAAUGAACAGGAAAAAGACUGGCAAUUUUGGGGUUUAUUUUUAUUUUUAUCAAUUUUAUUGUUUCAUUCUGUUUUGAUGUUGUUGAUUAAUAUCUGAGUUAUGGCCCAUUUCCACCAGUGGGACAGUUUGGUUCAGUUUGCUACAAUAUAUUGUAAGAUUAAUGAUACAGAAAAGGUAUGUAUAAUUCAUUCAUCACUAACUUCUUUUUAAAGGUGCACUACUUAACUUUUCUGGUAGAGGUUGCACUCGUUUCCAUGGAAAUGUCACUCCACAGUAUGGGAUUAAAUGGAUCAGUCACAUAUUCAAUCUAUUGCAGGUUUUUAUAGCUUAAAAUACCUUAAAAAAAAUGUUUAAAAUGUUCUUUUACUUUGGAGUCGCCUCUCCAUAAAACUAACCUGUAACUCGGGUUUGGUGGCAUCAUCUGUUUGUCUCCAUGGAUAUAAGUUUAAAACAAUACUCUGGAACAUUUCAGGCAAUGCAAUAACAUCUCGAUGAGACCAAGUUGUCCACCCUCCAUCUGAAAAGUUACACAGUCCACCUUUAGUACUUUUAAGUUGCAUCAGAAAUACAUUUAUAGAAUACACUCUUACUGAUUUAGUUUACUACAAUCACAACUGAUACUGAGCCGCUAAUAACUGCAUUUAUUGAGAACAUAAACACAACUUUGAGUCAUAGGAUCUGGCAACUCAAAGCAAAGAGCUCAUUCUGCUUUCUGAUUGGAUAAUCAAUCAGUCGACUCACAAAAGUGUAAAUAUAACAGGAUCUGGGAACAGAGAUGGUAUUUUUUACACAUUGCAUUUGGGUGGAACUAUCUGAAAAUAACUUAAACACAUGCAUAGCCAUUCAUGAUAUUCUAUUUGUAUAAACAGCAUUCUUAUAUGUGUAUAAUAUCCAAGCCAGUGAUACAGUACAUCAGGAAGUUUACAAUUAGAUUACUUUUUAUCCUUCCUACAUCUUACCAAACUGUUCUGUACAUUGGUGGAAAUGGUGGUGUUUUUUGCUUUUAACUCCGCCCUAUAGAGAAACCCCUUCAUACUUAUAGAAACCAUCUUGUUACAACAUUUUCAGAAAACCCAAAUGAUUAUUAUCGCUAUUAUAACAAAGAGCUGAGGUUGUAAACAAGACCAUUUUCUACAGGACACGAGAAAGCUAAACUCCACUGAGCCACAUGAUUGUAAAUAUGACUUUUGUGGGAUCAAAUUGGGGAAGUUUCAACAGAUUUUUUUUUUCCUUUUCUUUAUUAUAACAUUUACAUCUUUGCGCGAAUGGUGUGUGUGCGUGUGUGUGUGUGACAGAGGGAUAGAGAGUGAAAGAGAGAGAGAGAUCCUGUUGAAUGUAGCCCUUUUAAAGUGUAUGUGCGGCAGUGUCUGGUGAAUAUUAACAUCCUCGUGCAGCUGGCUCUCCGAAGAACAUUUCACUCUCUCAUUUUUGCAUCAAAUCUGUACUCACUGGUCUGUUUGUGUCCAUGAAAUUUUAUCUAAACUGAAUACAGGCCAUAGUAAAUAUAACUCAUUGAAGGGGCACUAUGUAAUAUUUACAGCUUGUUUCAUGGAGAUGUUAUUGCUUAUUGCAGUGAAUGUUCCACAGUACGGCUAACACUGAUUUAAUUUCCUAUGCUUAAAGAACACAUAUUGUGCUUGAGCCUGCCAUAUAGUUAUACUCUACAACAUCCAUGGGUCAUUAUGUUAUAAUUUGCACAUAUUAAAUUGCAAUAUUCAUCUCAUCUACAACUUAAUAAAAAAAUCAAACUGCCCAAUGGGAGCUGACAUUGCAGUAAACAUAAUCAAGAGUUGCCGUGUACUGGUAGUAUAUGGACUGAUGCAGAUUUUAUUUACAUUUUGGACCAAAAUGACUACGCAACUCUGCUGAAUCCCACAUGUAUCUCCGAUUAAGGAAAUAAAAUCGGGGAAAUCAAUAAGUAGAAAGCAGUGGGCAUAUGCUGGUGGCGGUGAAAAAUAGCCAGGCUGGUGCCACCUAGUGCCUCCGCUCAAUUUAAUUUCUCCCCAGCGACUAGCUCAGGCAUCGGAAUACACUAGACGGUUUGUAAGAACCCCGGAAGUGCUGGCACCAGCCAGUCAGCGAAGAGCCAUACAUUCUGUGUUGGCAACAAUUCCCGAGAUCGAGGAUUUAAAGCUGGAACAAAGAAUGUUUUGUGAAUUUUAUCAAGGGGAAGACGUUAUUGCCCUUCUUCCUACGGGAUUUGGGAAAAGCUUAAUAUACCAGUUAGUCCCGUUAGCGGCGCAUUGCAUUCGUCACGACCAAAUAGCAGUGACUGGUUAAAUAAAAAAGUACCCGCCUACCGUCAAGCAAAAGGAUCCUAAUGCUGCAAGAUCAGACGGUUUCCAUGAAGUAAAACCGACUGAUGAGUCAGGCUAGGUGAAAAUCGCUAGGUUUGUCAAUAUGGCAUCUCGAAAAUAAGUGAUUAAAGAUUACUCAAACAUAUAUAAAUCACUCCAAAUGCAUCUCUGAGAGGGGAUAUUAGACAGGGAAACAACUAUAGCACAGUUAAAAGCUAUAACAAGUUGAUUUUGCAUUAAAAACAUCUUGAAAAAACAUGAAUUUUUAUUGUGAGUGGCGUCGCCUCUCCACAGAUCUCAACUGUAACCUGUUUGUGCCACCCUCUUGACUGUGGAACAUUCCAGGCAAAGCAAAAACACUCAGCCUGAAAAGUUACAUAUUGCACCUUUAAACUGAAAAGUCUUUGUUCAAAUUUAAACAAUACAAUACAGAUGACCCUUUUUCUUUUGUUUGUGGACAUACAGAAUUUAAUGAUUUUUUUUUUCUUUUCCCCCUUGUUGGUGUUUUCAGAAAUUUUGGUUGGAAAAAACUUUUUUUUUUUUGCUGACAUCUGUUUUUAUUACAUUUACUGUAGCAGAAUUUUACUUCAAAAAACUAUAACUUUGUGUAAAUCCCUGCCAAUUGUAGGUAUUUGUAAAGCCAGUAAUGAUAAAUAUUUGAAAUGGUUAUCAAUCUAAUGUUGUUUUUUCUUUUUAUUUUCUAGUUGCCCAUCAGUCAUUUUGGCAUUUUUAUUUCUUAUUUAUAAAAAUGAAAUCACUUUUGCUUCUUACAAUGAAGGUGUAUUUUUAUUAUUUUAUUUUUUGCUUAUUUGAUAAAUCGAUGACCAUGCAAUUAUUAUUAUUUUGUUUUCUACAUUUGUGAUGCUGCUGUUUUCUCCUCUUGUCGGCAGCAUCUAUUCGUGUCACAAUGCUUAUUUUAUUUCAA